AUGAAGUUCACAGUCGCAACCCUCGUCUUGGCCUCAGUUGCCUACUCCCAGACCAUUGCAAGCGAGAUGGCAAUGCUGCCCUCCUGCUCUCUGGCUUGCUUGCAAAACGCCAUCACCGGCGCUGGUUGCGCUAUCACCGAUUACUCGUGCCAAUGCGGUGCUCAGAAGAAUGCCAUCACAACAGCUGCCACUCCCUGCGUUGUCGGCGCUUGUUCCACAAGUGAUGCUCUGAAGGUCCAAAGCAUCACAGGCGAGAUCUGCACACUCGUAGCAGCCGAGUCGUCCUCCGGAUCAUCAAGUGCAACAUCCUCUAUCGCCUCAUCAGCAUCGUCAGCCUCAUCUGCAUCGACCUCAGCUGCAUCUUCCGCUUCCUCAGCCUCCUCGAUGAUGUCUUCCAGUAUGGCGUCCAGCAUGACUAGUGCUGCUAGCUCUGCGUCUACUUCAUCUGCUAGUGCCGCCAACUCUGCCGCUAGCUCGGCUUCUCAAUCCUCGAGCAGCGCGGCUGCUACUCAGACUACCAAUGCGGGGUCGAGAAAGCAGGCUGUUGGUGCUGUCGGUGCUGCUGCUAUGCUCGCUGCCUUUGCUUUGUAA
This is a messenger RNA of Mollisia scopiformis, 591 nucleotides long. RefSeq lists its product as uncharacterized. The transcript has 2 exons. Bases 1 to 591 code for a protein of 196 amino acids. The record is from RefSeq and is a predicted model, not a curated record. NCBI's taxonomy places the organism in Eukaryota, Fungi, Ascomycota, Leotiomycetes, Helotiales, Mollisiaceae.